Messenger RNA from Archocentrus centrarchus (flier cichlid), 2112 nucleotides. RefSeq names its product delta(4)-desaturase, sphingolipid 2 (gene degs2). Gene Ontology annotation, molecular function: sphingolipid delta-4 desaturase activity. The coding region runs from base 121 to 1089 and encodes 322 amino acids. Gene Ontology annotation, cellular component: membrane. The record is from RefSeq and is a predicted model, not a curated record. The transcript is spliced from 3 exons. Gene Ontology annotation, biological process: ceramide biosynthetic process; sphinganine metabolic process. NCBI's taxonomy places the organism in Eukaryota, Metazoa, Chordata, Actinopteri, Cichliformes, Cichlidae.
GGAGGGGCCUGAGAUCACACCUUACACCUUCAGUCCGCAACCUGUGCAGGUGGGUGUUCCUCGAUACUUGGAAGGUUUGAUGACACAGAGCCGGUUGCCUCACACGGAGAGUGUACAGCCAUGGGGAAGACAGGUGGAAGAGGCGACUUUGAAUGGGUGUACACUGAUCAGCCGCACACUUCGAGAAGAAAGGAAAUUCUGGCCAAAUAUCCACAGAUCAAGUCUCUGAUGGGUCCAGACCCCCAGCUGAAGUGGGUUGUAUCAGGCAUGGUCCUAACCCAAUUCCUGGCCUGCUACCUGGUCCAUGACCUCUCCUGGAAAUGGAUCUUCUUCUGGGCCUACGCCUUUGGAGGCUGCAUUAACCACUCCCUGACUCUGGCUAUCCAUGACAUCUCCCACAAUGUGGCCUUUGGGAACAAGCUGGCAAAGUGGAACCGCUGGUUUGCCAUGUGGGCCAACCUGCCAAUCGGGCUGCCCUAUUCCGCCUCCUUCAAAAAGUACCACAUCGACCACCACCGGUAUCUUGGAGGAGACCAGCUGGAUGUUGACAUUCCUACAGAGUUUGAAGGAUGGUUCUUCAGCACCCCAGCCAGGAAGAUCCUCUGGCUCUUUCUCCAGCCACUUUUCUAUGCCCUGCGUCCAUUGGUGGUCAACCCCAAGCCAGUGGGUCAGCUUGAGAUCCAGAAUGCAGUAGUUCAGCUUGUAGUAGACCUAAUUAUCUACUAUUUAUGGGGGUUGAAGCCCAUCGUUUACCUCAUUGCAGGAUCUGUCUUGGGUAUGGGACUGCAUCCCAUCUCUGGACAUUUCAUAGCUGAGCACUACAUGUUCCUUAAAGGACACGAGACAUAUUCUUACUAUGGAGUGUUGAACUUGAUCACCUUCAAUGUUGGGUAUCACAUGGAGCACCAUGACUUUCCCAGCAUACCUGGCAGUAAACUACCGCAGGUCAAGGAAAUCGCAGCAGAGUAUUACGACUCCCUGCCUCAACACACUUCCUGGAGCCGGGUAUUGUGGGACUUUGUGUUUGACGACAACAUCGGGCCCUACUCCAGAAUCAAACGGGAGUACAAGCUGAACAAACAGGAAUAGAGCUCCUACUGAUUGUUGUCCACCAAGCAGGAACGUGAAUUGUAGUUGUCAUCGACUGACCCACAGUGAAGAGUCAAUAUAUGCUACUUAGUUUCUUCACACAGUGUGAAUGUUACUUAAGUUUAAUUACAGUCUUUGACAUUUGUCUUAUAAUUUGUUUCUAAUUUGUUUUGUGUUACUGUAAAGGAAGUGAUCGUGUAUAUUUCAGUUGCAUAUUUUCAGAAAUAAGAGUUCAGCUUAUACAACAGGAUGUUAUUCACACUUGUGUUCCUGCUACUGUAUAAAAGGACAGCAGCUGUCAUUGUGUAAUGAUGACAUUUACUUGUACCCAGAAAGCACUAAGAAGAAUUAUUUUUCAUAACAGUAACUGAAAGCAACGAAUUACAACACAACCCAUAACUUUGCGAUAAAGGUCACAUACAUUUUCAUGUGGUGUUACGGAGACGCCACUACCCUGUCACUUCACCAAACCUUGUAGGAGUUUCUGCAGAGACACAAUCUAUCAGAUUAGAGUAUCUUAGCAGUUUGCAGAACAAUGCCAAAGUGGAAAAUGAGUAUUGAAACUCAACUUUCAGUAGGAUGAGCCUUUUCUCCAGUGAUGCUCCAUUCUGCUUGUUUGCAGCUGCAUCACUAUAAACAGAUUAUAUCUACAGGGAGUGGAAGCAACAGCAAAUAAGACAGUACCUCUAAAUACUUGGUGUCUUCUCAGACCGUUAGGAUUGUUGAAUGAACAUACUGGUAUUUCUACAGGUUGUACAGCAGCUACAUAUGUCUGUGUUGUUAAGGCGCCUGGUAUGGCCAUGCUUUUGAAUUUAGUUUUGCAACAUUAAAUUCUUUCUUUUAGUGAUGACCAACUGAGGUUGCACUGUAUAAAGAUAAUUACCAUCCACCAGGAGCAGCCAUCACGAUGGUAAACUACAAGCAGGACUACUGUUUUUUUAAGCAGAGCUUCUGUUUUGUCCACACACUGGCUCUGUGACUUAAUGUAUAUUUAGUCUUCAGCAUCAUGUUAUUUAUAUAGUU